AUGGACAGCGCGGCAGCCUUCGGCAUGGACAAGCAGUUCGGCCCCAGCCCCGGGCGGAUCCUGGAGCCGCCUGACAACCCGCAGGGCAGGAAAAACUUCAGUGUCAGCCACCUCCUGGACCUGGAGGAAGUGGCGGCCGGCAUGAACGGGGGCAAGGAGCCCGGCCCGGAGGCGAGGGACGGCGCGAAGGGGCUGCAGGAGCCGUCCGGCGGCAGCAGCGGCAGCGAGGCGGCCCCCCAGGACAGUGAGAGUCUGAGUCCGAACCGUGGGGCUGCCAAGCGGAAGAAGAAGCAGAGGAGGAACCGCACCACAUUCAACAGCAGCCAACUCCAGGCGCUGGAGCGAGUCUUCGAGAGGACGCAUUACCCCGAUGCUUUUGUGCGAGAGGAGCUAGCGCGGCGGGUCAACCUCAGUGAGGCCAGAGUCCAGGUGUGGUUCCAGAACCGAAGGGCCAAGUUCCGUCGCAACGAGCGGGCGAUGCUGGCCAACAGGUCCGCAUCGCUCCUCAAAUCCUAUAGCCAAGACGCAGCCAUUGAACAGCCCAUGGCCCCCAGGCCGACUGCCUUGAGCCCAGAGUAUCUCUCCUGGACCACCACAUCCCCAUACAGCACCGUGCCAUCCUACAGCUCAAGCGGCACCGCGACGCCCGCCCAGGGGGUGAACAUGGCAAACAGUAUCGCCAGCUUACGCCUCAAAGCCAAAGAGUUCAGCCUGCAUCAGAGCCAUGUGCCCACUGUGAACUGA
This is a messenger RNA of Emys orbicularis (European pond turtle), 744 nucleotides long. It is a transcript of the gene PRRX2, whose product is annotated as paired related homeobox 2. Lineage: Eukaryota; Metazoa; Chordata; Testudines; Emydidae. The record is from RefSeq and is a predicted model, not a curated record. Gene Ontology annotation, biological process: regulation of transcription by RNA polymerase II. The transcript is spliced from 4 exons. Gene Ontology annotation, molecular function: DNA-binding transcription factor activity, RNA polymerase II-specific; RNA polymerase II cis-regulatory region sequence-specific DNA binding. Gene Ontology annotation, cellular component: nucleus. Bases 1 to 744 code for a protein of 247 amino acids.